CAGCAACCUCAAAGACAACAGAACAACAACGACGAUGGCAGACGAGGAGAGGAAGGAGGAUGGGGCCCUCAGCCCAACAACAGCAGCAACGAACGAAGGGAGCGGGCAAGGCGCAUCCAAGGCGGGCUCCAAGGCGGGCUCCAAGGCUGGAUCAAAAGCAGCUUCAAGGGCAGCAUCAAAGCCCGCGUCUGCCAAACCCACGAGCGCCAAGGGCUCCAAACCGUCGAGCGCAAAGCCGGGCCCAGAUGUGCCUCAGGUGGCUGGCGUGGUGAUGGGCGACCUGUCGCAGGCCCCACCGCAGCCAGUGGAUCCCGCAACAGCCAAGCUACACUUGACCAUCGCCAACGCCUUCAAGGUCUUUGACAACGACAACACAAACAGCGUCGACGUCAAUGAGAUUGGCACCAUUGUAAGGUCGCUGGGCUGCUGUCCAUCGGAGGAGGACUUGCAGGAGAUUAUCCUCGAGUGCGAAGAGGAAGAGUCAACGGGGACCAUCUCCUACGAGCGAUUCGAGCCCGUCAUGACCCGCGUCCUCAAAGAGAAGCGGUACAUGUCGGCUACUGUGGAUGAGUUGGUGGAAGCUUUCAAGGUGAUUGAUGAGGAAGGCCAAGGUUAUUUGGACCCAGAAGAGCUGGCAAAGCUCCUGACAGAGAAAGGGGAUGCGUUUACAGAGGACGAGGUGACGGAGAUGUUCAGAACGGCGGUGGACAUCAACGACAACCGCCUUUACUACGAGGACCACGCCAUGAUCCUUGCCCUCGACAAAGAAGCCUAUCCCUAUCAAGAUUAACGUGUGUGUGUGUUUGCAUAUGUGCGAGUGUGUUUGCAUUGUGUGUGUGUGUGUGUGUGUGU
This is a messenger RNA of Salpingoeca rosetta, 852 nucleotides long. RefSeq lists its product as uncharacterized. Lineage: Eukaryota; Choanoflagellata; Craspedida; Salpingoecidae. The transcript is spliced from 6 exons. Gene Ontology annotation, molecular function: calcium ion binding. The coding region runs from base 35 to 790 and encodes 251 amino acids. The record is from RefSeq and is a predicted model, not a curated record.